GUUACGUGUACGAGUCAGUGGUUUUUCGAUGAUGCCUUGGUGAUGACGGGAUUUUAACGUUCGAACGCGUCCCAAAACGUUGAGAUAGAUCAAGAAAAUACCGGUCGAUCAUGAAGUUCAUCCUGUGUAUUAUCUCAACACUGGUACUGCAGGCAUCGGCUCUAAUCCAAUCUCCACCACGGAUAUCCAAACAACCCCCGCCAGAUGAGCAGUUAUUUCAAGUGGCUCAAGCGAAGAUUAAUGAGAAUGACAAACCAUUUUUAAUUGAAUGUGAAGCAGAAGGAGAACCUGUUCCAAGAUAUCAUUGGAUUAAAAAUGGAAAAAAUUUCGAGUGGCCAGCAUAUGACGAUCGUAUAUCUCAACAACCUGGUAGAGGUACUCUGGUGAUCUCAAGACCAAGAGAUGAAGAUUUGGGCCAGUAUCAAUGCUUUGCAGAAAAUGAAUGGGGAAUAGCAACAUCCAAUUCAGUUUUUGUCAGAAAGGCUGAAUUAAACUCUUUUAAGGAUCAGAAUCCUAUAAGUCAGGGUGCAAAUGAAGGGCAGCCAUUUAAAUUAACAUGCCAGCCACCAGAUGGUUGGCCAAAACCAAACGUAUAUUGGUUAAUCCAGGACACUGCCGGUGGCAUCAAAUCAAUCAAUAAUACGCGAAUGACUUUAGAUCCAGAAGGAAAUCUCUGGUUCAGCAAUGUGACCAGAAACGACGCCUCCGAUGAUUUUUAUUACGCAUGUGCAGCUACAUCCGUAUUCAGGAAUGAAUACAAACUAGGAAAUAGAGUUCUGUUGAACGUUAUCUCUUCGGGGAUAUCUGCUAGUCAGAACAAACAUGAGCCUCUUAAACAGUAUGUCAGUAGGAAGAACGAAGUUGCCUUACGCGGUAAAAAGAUUGAAUUAUAUUGCAUAUAUGGUGGAACACCAUUGCCACAGAUAGUGUGGAGUAAAAACGCCGACAUAAUUAGAACUAACGAUAGAAUAACACAAGGGAAUUAUGGUAAAUCAUUGAUAAUCAAACACGUCAAUUUCGAAGAUGAAGGAACAUAUACCUGUGAAGCGUCGAAUGGGGUGGGUGACGCGCAAUCGUAUUCUAUACACUUGCAAGUGAUGUCGGUACCAUUCUUCACAAUUGAGCCUGAAAUCAUUAACGCAGCAGAAGAUGAAACGGUCGAAUUCAAAUGUGCAGCUAACGGAGUGCCUGUUCCAGAGAUCAAAUGGAUUCACAAUGGUAAACCGAUAUCUGAAGCCCCGCCAAAUCCGCGUAGGAAGGUUACAUCAAAUUCUAUCAUUAUCGAGAAACUGACAAAGAAAGACACAGGAAAUUACGGAUGUAACGCCACCAAUUCCUUAGGUUAUGUAUACAAGGAUGUAUACGUAAACGUUUUAGCUUUAGAGCCUGAAAUUACACAGCCCCCAGCCGACAUCGCCACGGUCGACGGUAAAACAGUAAGAAUUACCUGUCGCGUAUUCGGUGCUCCAAAACCAGCCGUAAAAUGGAUUCGAAACGGGCAAGAAUUAACCGGAGGUCGAUACAAGACCCUGGACUCCGGCGACUUGGAAAUUGAGAAUGUAAUAUUCUUGGACGCGGGCACCUAUACAUGCCACGCGUCCAAUAAAUUCGGAGAAGUAGAAGCCUCUGCUAAUUUAGUACUGAAAGAACACACAAGGAUCACCGAUGAGCCAGAGGAUUAUGAAGUAGCUGCAGGUUCUACUGCAACCUUUAGAUGUAACGCUGUCACAGACUCGAGUUUAACGCUGACCAUCGAUUGGUUGAGCAACGGUGAACCCAUCGAUUUUGAGAUGGAGCCACGGUUCAUACGAAGCACUGAUUACUCACUGAUGAUAACGAAAACGACUGAGCUAGAUUCUGGUACUUACACUUGCGUUGCUCACACUGAAUUGGAUGAGGCAAAAGCACAGGCUACACUCAUUGUACAGGAUGUACCGAACCCGCCAAAAUUAUUUAGCGUUAGCUGUUCGAAAAACGGUGCAGCUAUUCAAUGGAUUCCUAUGGGUGAUAACCGAGCUCCGAUUCUGAGAUAUACCGCUCAAUACAAUACCACAUUCACUCCUGACACUUGGGAAAUAGCUAGAGAUUCAAUACCAGCUACUGAACAAACGGUAUAUGUACCGAUGUCGCCCUGGGCUAAUUACACGUUCCGUGUAUUAGCGUGGAAUAAAAUAGGUCCAUCGAUACCCUCGCUACAUAGUGAUGUAUGUACCACAUUACAAGAUGUUCCCUAUAAAAAUCCUGAUAACGUGAUGGGUAAAGGAACCACGCCACAAAAUCUUGUUAUAUCGUGGACGACCAUGCCGCAAAUCGAACACAAUGCACCAAAAUUCAUGUACAGAGUAUAUUACAGACGUGAUAUACCGGGAGAGAAAUGGGCUACAGAGGACAUAAACGAUUGGAAAAAGAAUAGUUUGGUUAUAGACAAUCAACCUACUUAUCAGAGAUAUAAAAUUAAAGUUGUAGCUAUUAACGAAAGGGGAGAAUGCAGAAUCGCGCCUGAAGAAGUCACUGGAUACUCUGGAGAAGAUGUACCAUUGCAAGCACCAAGUAACUUCACGUUGAACCAGAUAAAGUCGAGUACAAGUGCACAAUUUUCAUGGAAUCCAGUUCCCGAGGAAUCGGUACGAGGGGAAUUGCAAGGAUACAAAAUUCAAACGUGGAUAGAGAAAGAUGGUGAGAAAGGAAUGCGAGAGAUUGAUAUUAGAGGUGGUAAUAGGACCCAUGCAUUGGUUACCAAGUUCAUCCCGUUCAGCAAGAAUUACGUUCGAAUAUUAGCAUAUAAUGGCCGGUAUACUGGACCACCUUCUGAAACUUUAAGUUUCGACACACCAGAAGGAGUUCCAGGGACGGUCCUCAGUCUCGAAGCGUUUCCUAUGGGUUCCAACGCUUUAUUUUUAGUGUGGACGAAACCUGCAGAGCCAAAUGGUAACCUAACUGGCUAUAGAGUAUAUUAUGAAGUCGUAAAUGGAACAAGCUUAGGACCUACGUUGGAGAGAAAGCCACAAAUCGUAGAUCGAGAAGCUACCAGUGCGAAAUUGGCAGCAUUGAUACCUGAUACAAAGUAUCGUGUGCACAUCCGGGCAACUACAAAAGUUGGUGAAGGAAAUGACUACUUCAUUGAACAAAAAACACGCACAUCCCAACGCCCUGAUGUACCACAAUUUACUUGGGAAGCAAUACCAAACGAGAAUGGGUACUCGAGUGUAAGAAUUAUCUGGCAGCUGAAUCUCAAUGGAAAUCCUGGAAGUCACUUCUUUGUAAAGCACAAGCUUAAAGGCGAAACGAUAUUUCACCAUAGUAAACCAGAAUUUCAGUCAAACAUGAUCGAAAUCCGGGGACUUCAAAGUGGUGAAGUAUACGUGAUGUCUGUGGUCGCUGUUGAUGGAAAUUAUUUCACGGAAAGCGAGCCACAAGAAGUAGAAACUAGCAGUGAAGGACCCAUUAUUCAACCUAAAGAAAAUGUUGCCACUGCUGGGUGGUUCAUAGGAAUGAUGCUAGCAAUUGCCUUCCUUCUUUUGGUACUUAUAAUUGUAUGCGUUAUCAAACGCAACAGAGGGGGGAAAUACGCAGUGCAUGAAAGAGAGCUAGCUGCUGGACGUGGCGAUUAUCCAGAUGAAGGUGGUUUCCAUGAAUAUUCGCAACCUUUAGACACUAAAUCAGCAGGUGGUCGGGCGUCUUUAGCGUCCUCCUCUCAUCAAGACGGAAAACAUCCUGAAUCUGACACCGAUUCUAUGGCGGAAUAUGGAGAGGGAGAUACAGAAGGUAUGAACGAAGAUGGAUCAUUCAUUGGUCAGUAUGGCCGACAUCGUAAACAAGAACCAAAUUCACAAGCAUUUGCCACAUUAGUUUAAGGACGUUUCACGGAGGAUGGUUCUUUCAUUGGACAAUAUGGGCCCAAAGGUAGACCAGAAGAAACACCGCCCAUU
This is a messenger RNA of Habropoda laboriosa, 3929 nucleotides long. RefSeq names its product neuroglian (gene Nrg). The record is from RefSeq and is a predicted model, not a curated record. Gene Ontology annotation, molecular function: cell-cell adhesion mediator activity. Gene Ontology annotation, biological process: cell-cell adhesion; brain development. Lineage: Eukaryota; Metazoa; Arthropoda; Insecta; Hymenoptera; Apidae. The transcript is spliced from 9 exons. The coding region runs from base 111 to 3854 and encodes 1247 amino acids.